This is a messenger RNA of Pedinophyceae sp. YPF-701, 1077 nucleotides long. NCBI's taxonomy places the organism in Eukaryota, Viridiplantae, Chlorophyta, Pedinophyceae. The record is from the annotation of a GenBank genome assembly.
AUGAAGGUGCUGUUGGUCGACAAGGAGCACCAGAGGCGGGACUUGUGCCGCGCUCAGCUUGAGAAGUUCCACUACGAAGUCACAGUGAUGAGCGACUUCAACGCAGCGUGGGCCGCUGUCGGCGCGACAGGGAGCGACUUUGACCUGGUCCUUCUCGACUGGGCCCUCGCCGCUCCCGAGGGCGAGACCAACCACGCCGCGUGCAUCCAGAACAUCGCCUGGGGCGCUCCCGUCAUCCUGCUCACGGACCAGGAAGUCUCCCCCGCUAUGCUUCACCAAGCCAUCGCCAUGGGCGCCGUCGCGCCGCUGCAGCGCCCGCUCGACGACCAGACGGCGCGCAACAUCUGGCAGCACGUCGUGCGCAAGGCCUGCUCGGUCGACCCCACGGACCCCCUCUCGGCGAUCCCGCCCGCCGUCUCCAGCCCCAACGCUCCCGGCACCCCCGACCGCCGGCACCCGCCCCUGCGCGGAGUCGAGCACGGCCCCGCCCUCAGCCUCUCCUCCGAGGACUCCUUCAAGGCCCGCACGAACGACGACGCUUCGCAGCAGCAAGCGCGCCCGAUCCUCCGCGCCGUCCGGAAGUCCGCGCGGCAGCGCAAGCAGCAGACCCUCCGCGCAGCGCAGCAGCAGCAGGCCGCGUCGUUCCAGCCUGCCGCCUCCGCGGGCCCGCAGACGGGGAUCCCUGGCUUCGCGCCGCCGCUGCCGGCGCCGGCGCUCCUGCCCGCGGCCGUGCCGCACCCCCCCCUGCACCCGGCGCUGUCGCUUCCGCAGCUGGGCGCGCAGCAGCCGUUCGCCGCGCCGCACCACGCGGCUGGCUGCGGGAUGUUCCCCGUCCUCGACAGCCCCACGCGCGCGGCGCAGAGCCUCGGCAGGUGCCCGACACCAGGGCUCACGUCGUCGUCGCACUCCGCCGGGCUGCGCAGCCUCCCGCAGGCCGCGCCGCCGCACGUGCCCAGCGCCCUGGUGGACCUCUCCGACGUGUCGGCGGACAGCACGCCGCCGAUGGGUCUGACCCUGCGGAAGUCCCCCUCCCUGACAGACCUCCUGUCGAAAUGCCUGGCGACGGUGCGCGCCUGA